Molecule: messenger RNA, 3622 nt
Organism: Balaenoptera ricei (Rice's whale)
Lineage: Eukaryota; Metazoa; Chordata; Mammalia; Artiodactyla; Balaenopteridae
Gene: SEPTIN9
Product: septin 9
Exons: 11
Coding region: 208-1944 (578 amino acids)
Biological process (GO): cytoskeleton-dependent cytokinesis
Cellular component (GO): microtubule cytoskeleton; cell division site; septin complex
Molecular function (GO): molecular adaptor activity; GTPase activity; GTP binding
Source: RefSeq, a predicted model, not a curated record
CGGGGCGGCGGCGCGGGGAGCAGGGAGCGCCGGCGCCCGCCCGCCUCCCCCAUUCAUUCAGCCGAGCCCGGGGGCCGAGGGGCUCCGGCGGCCAGCUCUGCACGGCGGGAGCGCGGGCGCGGCCCCCCAGCCAGCGCGCAGGGCCCGUGCCGGCCGGGGCGCUUCCUCGCCGCCGCCCUCCGCGCGUCGCGCCGCCCGCGAGCCACCAUGUCCGACCCCGCGGUCAACGCGCAGCUGGACGGGAUCAUUUCGGACUUCGAAGCCUUGAAAAGAUCUUUUGAGGUCGAGGAGGUCGAGACGCCCAACUCCACCCCAACCCGGAGGGUCCAGACUCCCCUGCUCCGGGCCUCUGUGGCCAGCUCCACGCAGAAGUUCCAGGACCUGGGUGUGAAGAACUCAGAGCCCGCGGCCCGCCAUGUAGACUCCCUCAGCCAGCGAUCCCCCAAGGCUGCCCUGCGGAGGGUCGAGCUCUCGGGGCCGAAGGCAGAGCCCGUGUCUCGGCGCACUGAGAUCUCCAUCGACAUCUCGUCCAAGCAGGUAGAGAACGCCGGCACCGCCGGGCCGUCCCGGUUCGGGCUCAAGCGGGCUGAGGCACUGGGCCACAAGACGCCAGAGCCCACCCCUCGGAGGACGGAGAUCACCAUAGUCAAGCCCCAGGAGUCAGCCCACCGGAGGAUGGAGACCCCCACCUCCAAGAUCCCUGAGGUGCCCGCCAUCCCCACCGCCGACGCAGCCCCCAAGAGGGUCGAGAUCCAGGUGCCCAAGCCAGCCGAGGGGCCCGCCUCCCCCAUCCCACCCCAGACCCUGGAGAAUUCGGAACCCACGCCGAUGUCUCAGCUGCAGAGCAGGCUGGAGCCCAAGCCCCAGCCGCCCGUGGCCGAGGCCCCACCCAAGAGCCAGGAGGCCACCGAGGCAGCUCCCGGCGGCGCUGGCGACAUGGCCGACACCCCCAGAGACGCCGGGCUCAAGCAGCCGCCCGCGCAGAGGAAUGAGAAGGCCCCCGUGGACUUCGGCUACGUGGGGAUCGACUCCAUCCUGGAGCAGAUGCGCAGGAAGGCCAUGAAGCAGGGCUUCGAGUUCAACAUCAUGGUGGUCGGGCAGAGCGGCUUGGGAAAGUCCACCUUGAUCAACACCCUCUUCAAAUCCAAGAUCAGCCGGAAGUCAGUGCAGCCCACCUCGGAGGAACGCAUCCCUAAGACCAUUGAGAUCAAGUCCAUCACACACGAUAUCGAGGAGAAGGGCGUCCGCAUGAAGCUGACGGUCAUCGACACGCCGGGGUUCGGGGACCACAUCAACAAUGAGAACUGCUGGCAGCCCAUCAUGAAGUUCAUCAACGACCAGUACGAGAAGUACCUGCAGGAGGAGGUCAACAUCAACCGGAAGAAGCGCAUCCCAGACACGCGCGUCCACUGCUGCCUGUACUUCAUCCCCGCCACCGGCCACGCCCUCAGGCCCCUGGACAUCGAGUUCAUGAAGCGCCUGAGCAAAGUGGUCAACAUCGUCCCGGUCAUCGCCAAGGCUGACACGCUGACCCUGGAGGAGAGGGUCUACUUCAAACAGCGGAUCACCGCAGACCUGCUGUCCAACGGCAUCGACGUGUACCCCCAGAAGGAGUUUGACGAGGACUCAGAGGACCGGCUGGUGAACGAGAAAUUCCGAGAAAUGAUCCCGUUCGCCGUGGUGGGCAGUGACCAUGAGUACCAAGUGAACGGGAAGAGGAUCCUUGGAAGGAAAACCAAAUGGGGCACCAUUGAAGUCGAGAACACCACGCAUUGUGAGUUUGCUUACCUGCGGGACCUCCUCAUCAGGACACACAUGCAGAACAUAAAGGACAUCACCAGCACCAUCCACUUCGAAGCCUAUCGCGUGAAGCGUCUGCACGAGGGCAGCAGCGCGGUGGCCAACGGCGUCGAGGAGAAGGCGCCAGAAGCCCAGGAGAUGUAGACACCGCCUGUCCCGGGACCCCGCCCCGAGUCUUUUCCGUCUCCCCCCACCCUCCCCCCACCCACCUGCCCCGUUUUAUUUUAUAUAAUUUUCUCCAUGUGUCCUCCAUCUCCGCCCCUUUACACCUGCCAAGUAACAAGAUGACGAGUGCCCUCUGAGUAUGUUUGUUAUUAGCCCGCUGACUACGGGGACCCGGGCUGGGGGGUCCUCGGAGUGGAGGCCGGCUCUCUGGCCGUCCCUGAGGUCCAGGAGGGGCGGGAGGACCACUGACUCAGUCCUGACCCUGCCCCGGGGCCAGAGGAGUGGCCUCCAGCUCUUGGUGCCCCUCGGACACAGCCUCUGCGGCGUGGCAGAGUGGUGCCCGUGGGAGGAUGGAGCCAUCCUCGUGGACCUGGAGCCCCUGCCUGCCCCUGCCUCCCCACACGGCCCUGGCCGUAACUCAGAGCACCCCACCCCGCCCCUAGGGGAGAGCAGUUCAUUCCAUGAGACCCAAGUUGCCAAUUGCUUAGAUGCGGCGAGGCCAUUGGCUGCUGCCCGCCCACCUGCCUGCAAGCCUGUCCUGGAGCAGGAAGUGCCUUUAUCUCAGCCGUCCUCGCGAGCCAGCAGCUCUGCCCCGCUGUCCCCUUGGACGAGAAAUUGGGACAAGUUGGAGAGAGGGAGGUGUGUCUUCAUCUCCCCUCGUGUCCCACCACCCUCCCCCCACCCCCGGGAUCUGAUUGCGGAUUCACAGGAAGGGAAAAGAUGCACCCCAGCCGCCUGGUUUUUGGGAAGGUCCAAGUGAGUGAAUCAGGAGCAGGAGCUAAGGGAGGAAGUGCUGGCAGGUGCCCGAAGGAAGGGGGGUGCCGUGUGGACCAUGGCUGGGGACGCUCAGAGUGGCCCUUGUGGCCUUGGUGGCUGCCCUGCCCCACCCCGUGUGACUGGGGAAGCCUGUGUCUGUCUGUCUGUUUAGACAUCCAUUGGGCCCAAGAUGCUCUGGUUAAGUGAAUGCACCCCAGAUGCACACUCGGCCCUCGCAGCCCAGGCCGUGCUGAUGCCACCACCAGGGAGGUGGAAGGCCAGGGAAGCCUGACUUUGUGUUGCCCUAAGUUUGCCUGGGCCUCUGUUCACCCCCCGCCCCACCCUGGAGCCCAUCAUAACGACCCCCAGAGAGGGAUUGGCCAGGGGUCAGGUGUGCACGGCCCACUGUUGGGCUGCAGAGCGGGCUUCACGUCUGCACGGCUCAGGCCUGUGAGAUUAGACACGGGGAGAUGCACGGCCGUCCGCAGACCCCUGGCUUGGUGAGAAGUGUGGUGGGAGGGGUGGGUGCAGACUGACCUGGCACGUGCGUGUGUGUGCACGCGUGUGCGUGCGUGCGAGUGUCAUCGCUUUGCGUGUUUGCUCCCUCCCCACCCAAGAGAGGAAGGACCCCUUAGCGAAACAGUUUACUUGCCGACUUGCCAUUUUUGCCAAAACCAAGAUGUUGAAGGACGCGUCUGUCUCCAGCGUCGGGGUCCCAGCCUCCGUCCCGGGAUGCCUUCGCUUUCCUCCUCUGUAGCCAGAUUUUGAAACAUUGUUAGUUUCCCUGGGAUCUGUUCCACAGUGGCCUUUCGCUAUGUGCCUCUUGAGAAAUUCGUCUCUUUUUGUAUAAAUAACAAAGUGUUGAAAAUGUAUUUCCUGAAAUAAAUGUUCCAAAUGCAAA